AUGUCCGACCAUAACAACACUGAAGUGGACGCCAGCCAUAUCCCCGACGCCGCAAAAAAAGCUGCCCAAGAGCUGCGCGACGAAGCUCAGGAUCUAAGAGAAGAGGCUGAUAAGGAGUUCGAGGAGUUGAGAGACGAUGGCACCUUCGAGAAGUACAAGAAGAACGUUGUGGCGUUUUUGCGCGCGGCCUCAGAGCGCGUGGCGGCGACUGGGGCGUGCUGGACCUCGUGUGCCCAGAAGACUGGCUCUUCUGUGCUCAGCGAGCUGCAGAACCCUGUCGUGAUCGCCAACGUUGCCCUAGGCGCCGGUCUCGUGUCGUCACUUUUGCGGGGUUACGCCAAGCAUCACACCAGAUACCUCAAGGGCAAGUCGGAUGCUGUGAUCAUCUCCACGGUUGGGGGUGCCGCUGCAUUCUUGGCGCUCGAUGCGUUUUUGUCCCUCAAGUACUACCCCAAGUUCGACAAGAAGAAGUUGUAA
This is a messenger RNA of Lachancea dasiensis, 477 nucleotides long. The record is from the annotation of a GenBank genome assembly. NCBI's taxonomy places the organism in Eukaryota, Fungi, Ascomycota, Saccharomycetes, Saccharomycetales, Saccharomycetaceae.